GUUUCGUAGAGGGCUAGGUAUGAAAGCAUUGAAUAGUCAUUAGUAGCGAUUAAUCAAACCAGUUAACUUCACAAGUGGCAACAAUAAUUCAACGCCACCAAACACCACUUUCCGUCACUGAUUCUCUAAGACAAGUCACAUCCGCUCUAUCUCCUCCUCUUUCCUCUGCUAUUUCUAAAAACGACCACGAAUUCUUCGGUAAUUACAAAUCUGCCACCGCUCCAAUUCACAAAAUAAGCAAGCACACGAUCUCCGUCUUGAACUUUUGAUUUGAUGGUAACUUUUGAGGGAAUGGAACAGCACAGAACUUCCUCCGGUUCGUCUCAGAGCCCUAGAUCUCCGUCUUCUUCGCAACCGUUUCUCUCCGUUUCCGUUACCGAUCCCGUUAAACUCGGAAAUGGUGUUCAAGCUUAUAUCUCCUACCGCGUCAUUACCAAAACAAAUUGUCCCGAAUACCAGGGACCCGAGAAGAUUGUCAUUCGACGUUACAGUGACUUUGUUUGGUUACGCGAUCGCCUUUUUGAAAAGUACAAAGGCAUUUUCAUUCCUCCUCUUCCAGAGAAAAGUGCUGUAGAGAAAUUCCGUUUCAGUGCUGAGUUUAUUGAGAUGAGGCGACAAGCAUUGGAUGUAUUUGUAAAUAGGAUAGCAGCACAUCAUGAACUUCAACAAAGUGAGGAUCUGAGGACAUUUUUGCAGGCAGAGGAAGAGACAAUGGAAAGGUUGAGGUCCCACGAGACUGGCAUUUUCAAGAAGCCAUCUGAUUUAAUGCAGAUUUUUAAGGACGUGCAAUCAAAAGUGAGUGAUGUUGUCCUCGGGAAGGAGAAGCCAGUGGAAGAAUCAGAUCCUGAAUAUGAGAAGCUAAAACAUUACAUUUUUGAACUGGAAAACCACUUGGCUGAAGCUCAAAAGCAUGCAUAUCGUCUUGUGAAGAGGCACAGAGAGUUGGGACAAUCACUGUCAGAUUUUGGAAAAGCUGUAAAACUUCUAGGUGCUUCUGAAGGAAAUGCACUUGGGAAAGCAUUCUCUGAACUUGGGAUUAAGUCAGAGAUUUUAUCAGUCAAGCUGCAAAAGGAGGCACAACAGCUCUUAAUGAGUUUUGAAGAACCUUUGAAAGACUAUGUCCGUGCUGUGCAAUCUAUUAAGGCAACAAUAGCAGAGAGGGCCAAUGCCUUCAGGAGGCAAUGUGAACUAGCAGAAACAAUGAAGCUGAAGGAGAUUAAUCUUGACAAACUCAUGUUGAUUCGUUCUGAUAAAGUGGCAGAAGCUGAGCGCGAAUAUCAUGAGUUGAAGGCAGAGAGUGAGCAAGCUACAAAGACAUUUGGGACAAUUGUGAAACUAAUGAAUGAAGAAAUAGGGCGUUUUCAAGAACAGAAAACAUUAGAUAUGGGGAUUGCUUUCCAUGAAUUUGCCAAAGGUCAAGCACGCCUAGCAAACGGUAUCGCAGAUGCGUGGCGAAGUUUGCUUCCUAAACUAGAGGCAUGUUCCUCUUCGUAGUGAAUUGAUCAUCGAGUACUACAGAGCUCUUAGAGAGCUCUUGUUUUGUAAUAGGGCUUUUAGGAAUUCUAUACUGUUUUUAAGUAUGUUUAAAAGAUGUGAUUUUCUUACCAUUUUGAUUUUGUAUAAAAUCUUAAAAAAAAAUUAAAAUGUCAUAUUUAAAAUGAGUGGAA
Molecule: messenger RNA, 1667 nt
Organism: Cicer arietinum (chickpea)
Lineage: Eukaryota; Viridiplantae; Streptophyta; Magnoliopsida; Fabales; Fabaceae
Product: sorting nexin 1
Cellular component (GO): endosome
Molecular function (GO): phosphatidylinositol binding
Source: RefSeq, a predicted model, not a curated record